UAUCCCAUACAUGACGAACACACCAAUUUGUUUCGUGGAGCACCUGAGCUAAGUUACCAGGCCGAGGCGAUGAAAAAAAUGUAUGGCAAAAAACACGACUCUUGGAUUCGCAAAAUGGUUUUGAACAUCGCAGGUUUCUCGAGCCAUACAUAUCAUUUCCGUAUUAGUGAGAUUAUUCUCUUGAUUGUUGCAAUAGUUUUGGAGAUCGGGUCAUCUUUGUGUCUAAACAGUGUCAAGACUAUCUGUGCCGGUCAAUGUCUCCUUUUCGCUAAGUUGUUCGAAAGAGCACGGAUUCUGCAAGGAUCUGACACAACUUGGUGCUUUUUGCCGUUGUUUUUGAACUUUAUUGCUGUUUCAAGUUCGUUGCUUCUACUCAGGUUUAUAAGCGGGGGAAGAACUAGGUCACAUUUCAGUUGCAUCCAGGCUCUCAGUCUGGUGUCACUUUCUGCAUUUCUGGUAUUUCUUGCAUCUGGGAUAAUUUCCUCUGGAUUUCUUACAUUUUGCGACUCUUUUGUCAUAAACAGAUGUAAUCAUGGUCAUUUUAAGGCAAUGGACUGGAGGAAUUUCACUCCAAAAUACAGUGACUGUGGUAAUGCCUAUCUUCUACUACAAUCAGCACAGUGGUGUAGUUGGUUUGCCUUUGCCCUGCUGUUUAUUUUGUGCAUGAUCCAUGCUACACGAUUAUUCUUUGGAUUACAAGGAAGCUCAUCUUCAUGACAACAUGCCUUACACAUGUAGGAAAACUGUUUAGAACAUAAAACAUAAUUGUUUGUGAAGUACAAGGCAAGUCAAGGUUAUUUUUGAUUAUAAAUCAUUAAUCUUGGGCACAUUGGCAUGCGGUGAAAAAAGUUCUAUGGCUGGUACCUUAAGGUACCCAGUAAGAGGACACUGAAUGAUGUUGGUGAUGCUGAUGAUGUAGAGGACAAUAAAGAUGAUGAUGAUGAAUAAAUGUUACACUGCUAAGAAGUUCUCAUUAUUUUGCAUUAGGUAUAAUGUUAAGUAAACAUAUGACUGUCAAGAACGUUGAUCAAAUGUAAGUGCCAUUGGCAUUUAAUCAAAAAUAACUGUAGAUAAUAGGAUAAUUGUCCAAAAAGCAUUAUGUAAUCGUUGCCUAAUGAUGUACGUUUUAUUAUUUAACAAGAGAAUCACAUUUACGUGAUCUACAGACUUAACGUGUAUAACAAGACUAUGAUGUACAUGUAGUUUUAAGAAGGUUUUUCAUAGCACUUGUCAUUGAUUUUUGUCUUCCUUUGAUUCUGAUCGCGAAAACAUCAGACAGGGAAAAAAGCCAGUCAAAAUCUUUCAUUCAAAGCUAAAAACAAAUUUUGACCUCAACAUGAUUAGAUGCAAAAUUAUUGUCAAGGUAAUAGUAUUUAUCUCUUUUAAAAGUUAUAAAAUUUCUGUUUUAAAUGCAUCAUGGUAACCAGGAGUUUCAGUAAGGGCCAGGCACCAUGCAAAUUGACCUGCUGUAAGCACGAUCUUGUCAGUCUGGUUUGACAAUCUGUGGAAAGUUGUUCUUAUAAAGAAGUUCAGUUCAAAAUCUUUACUUGCCUGUGAAAACUAGCUGCUUUCCUGCUGAAAUUGAUGAACCCCCUGAUGGUAACAGCCAAAAGUCAAACCUGUAUUAGCAAGCACUUUGGGAGGGUUUGAAUAUAGUUUGAAAUAUUAUACGGGGCCAAUUGCAUGGGGUGUUUGCUUGAGAUAAGAUUAUUUUAUUAAAUUUAAUAAAUAAAAUAUAAUAUUUAAUGGAAA
Orbicella faveolata is the source of this 1752-nucleotide messenger RNA. RefSeq lists its product as uncharacterized. The record is from RefSeq and is a predicted model, not a curated record. NCBI's taxonomy places the organism in Eukaryota, Metazoa, Cnidaria, Anthozoa, Scleractinia, Merulinidae.